Ooceraea biroi (clonal raider ant) is the source of this 1053-nucleotide messenger RNA. RefSeq names its product protein twist. NCBI's taxonomy places the organism in Eukaryota, Metazoa, Arthropoda, Insecta, Hymenoptera, Formicidae. The record is from RefSeq and is a predicted model, not a curated record. Gene Ontology annotation, biological process: regulation of transcription by RNA polymerase II; developmental process. Gene Ontology annotation, molecular function: protein dimerization activity; RNA polymerase II transcription regulatory region sequence-specific DNA binding; DNA-binding transcription factor activity, RNA polymerase II-specific.
AUGUUGAUCCUAGGCUUCAGUGACGGUAAUUCCAACAGCGACUCGUCGGUACCGAGCCAGUACGACCAGCACUUCACGCCAUUCAUGUCGCAAUUGACGGACCUUAGCAGUCCGCCGCAGCAGCAUCGCACGAUGUCGGCUUAUUCACAUCCUCAUUAUUCACAUCAAGCCGAUUACAACCAUCAAUUGGUAUUCAAUAAUGGGCCUAAACUCAAUUUUAAUCCUAAUCUUUCGCCUCUUUUGGAUCCGAUGCUUACAGGUAAAAUCAUAAGGAGUUUCUCACUGAGUUACGCUGACAAUGAGCGGCGGCGGCAGUCGACCGAGAAUUCGUCGGAGUUCCUGCCGGAAUACGGCAAGAACAUGUACGUAACGUCACCGCAUUUCAUGUUUUCGCCUAAAGGUUGCAACGAGGACGAGAUUAACGCGCUCGGCUCUGUUCAGUCGGUCCACGGCCAGGCUUCCUAUCACCCUACGGACAGGAAUGUGGUGGAGUACAAGACCGAUCAGCAACAACAAGUGGUUGAUCAUCAUCCUCUUCGGAGAUACAAUGAGCAGAUGCAGGUGAAAUCGUUUGACCAGAGUGUCCAAACGGAAUUACUCUCAUCAUCUUCAUCGUCAACAUCAACGAGAAGUUACAGUGUCACGAACGACAUCAAGUCCGUCACAAAAAGACAGAAAUUAAACGACAGUAGCAGUAACAACAAUAAUGACAAUAACAGUAAAAACAACACGAACGACGACGACGACGAGGUCGACAGUGAGGCGAGUGCGACGAAGAGGAGACCACGAAGGAAAAAUAGUGCGACUGAUGCGGACAUCCAGAGACCUAGAACGAUGGCGACCGUGCGGGAACGACAGCGGAUGCAGAGCUUCAACGAAGCAUUCUCCGCCCUGAGGAAGAUCAUACCAACCCUGCCAAGCGACAAACUUAGCAAGAUCCAGACGCUGAAGCUAGCUGUCAGGUACAUCGACUUUCUCUAUCAUUUGCUGAAGACGAAUGUAGACGGCGGUGACAGCGACGAAGAGACUAGUAAGUUUUUUGAGUUUUUGUAA